Molecule: messenger RNA, 3684 nt
Organism: Schistocerca serialis cubense
Lineage: Eukaryota; Metazoa; Arthropoda; Insecta; Orthoptera; Acrididae
Gene: Gpo1
Product: glycerol-3-phosphate dehydrogenase, mitochondrial
Exons: 13
Coding region: 278-2449 (723 amino acids)
Biological process (GO): glycerol-3-phosphate metabolic process
Cellular component (GO): mitochondrion; glycerol-3-phosphate dehydrogenase (FAD) complex
Molecular function (GO): calcium ion binding; glycerol-3-phosphate dehydrogenase (quinone) activity
Source: RefSeq, a predicted model, not a curated record
AAAGGUCAUAGUCUGGCGUAGGCCUAUACAGUCAGCUGAAAUGCCGAAAAUAAACAUCGUUUCCCCCACCUGGGUACACCUUCUAUCCAAUGUGAUGCGUUCGUAGAGGUUUGCCAAAUGAGUCUCGAAUAUCCCUUCAGAAAUAAACCGACUAGUCCGCGUCCUUAGCUGCACGCGAUCACGGUACGGAAGAGGAGAAGUACCGUGAUCGGUAACGAUUACUAUUAAUUCGUUUCCGAUCUGUCAGUGUUGCUUCUUCUGCAGAUUUUAAAGCACUAUGGCCUCACAUGUUCGAAGACUGGCAGUUAGUGGACUGGCUUUUGGAGCUGGAGCAUACACUGUUACGACCUUUCUUAAAGAAAAUGAUUUGAAUGUACAAGCUGCUGAAGUGAAAAACAAACCGCGAGCAAAAAGACACCUGCCACCACGAGCAGAUCAAAUUAAGUCAUUGCAGUCUGAAGAUUUUGAUGUACUAAUAAUUGGCGGUGGUGCUACCGGCUCGGGUUGUGCACUGGAUGCUGUUACUAGAGGUCUGAAGACAGCACUGGUGGAAGCUGAUGACUUCGCUUGCGGCACAAGUAGCCGCAGUACGAAACUCAUUCAUGGCGGUGUUCGGUAUCUGCAAAAGGCCAUUAUGAAUUUUGACAUUGAGCAGUAUCGUAUGGUAAAAGAAGCCCUCCAUGAGAGAGCUAACAUGUUACAUUCAGCACCACAUUUAACUCGACCACUGCCAAUUAUGUUACCAGUGUACACGUAUUGGGAAAUUCCAUAUUAUUGGUUUGGCAUCAAAAUGUACGACUUGGUUGCUGGGACAAAAACUGUUAAGAGUUCAUACUAUCUGUCAAAAUCUAAUGCACUUGAGCUGUUCCCAAUGCUGCAGGGAGACAAGCUACGUGGAGCUAUUGUAUAUUAUGAUGGCCAACAAGAUGACGCACGCAUGAAUCUGGCAAUAGCUCUGACGGCCACAAGACAUGGAGCAACAGUAGCAAAUCAUGUUCGUGUGACAAGCCUUUUGAAAGACAAAGACAAAGAUGGGAAAGAAAUUCUGUGUGGGGCUCAUUUGAAAGAUGAACUGACUGGUCAAGAAUGGGAUGUGAAAGCAAAAUGCAUAAUUAAUGCUACAGGGCCAUUUACGGACCAUAUACGAAAGAUGGCUGAUGCUAAGGCAAGAGAAAUAUGCUGCCCUAGCUCGGGGGUUCACAUUGUGCUUCCCGGUUAUUAUAGUCCAGAUCAGAUGGGUCUCUUGGAUCCCAAUACUUCUGAUGGACGUGUCAUUUUUUUCCUCCCAUGGCAAAAGCAUACAAUAGCAGGAACAACUGACCUGCCAUGCCAGGUCACAGCACAUCCCAAGCCAACUGAGGAUGAAAUCAUGUUCAUAUUGGAAGAAGUGAAGAAUUACCUUAAUCCUGAUGUGGAAGUGAGAAGAGGAGAUGUUCUUUCAGCUUGGAGUGGAAUAAGGCCACUGGUAUCGGACCCGAACAAGGAAGACACACAGUCAUUGGCAAGAAAUCACAUAAUUCAUGUCAGUGACAAUAAGCUUGUGACAAUUGCUGGAGGAAAAUGGACAACUUACAGAGCAAUGGCUGAACAUACAAUUGAUGCAGCUAUUAAAGCAUGCAAUCUGAAGCCAGUUCACGAGAAGUCUCAAACUGAUGGACUGCUCAUUGAGGGAGCUCAUGGAUGGACGCCUACCAUGUACAUUAGACUUGUGCAGGACUUUGGUCUUGAAUGUGAAGUUGCUCAACAUCUUGCUAAUUCCUAUGGUGACCGAGCUUUUGCAGUUGCAAAGUUGGCAUCCCUCACAGGGAAACGGUGGCCUAUUAUUGGGAAGAAGGUACACCCGGAGUUUCCUUACAUUGAUGCAGAGAUCCGAUAUGCAGUAAGAGAAUAUGCUUGCUGUGCUGUUGAUGUGAUUGCAAGACGGCUGCGGUUAGCUUUCCUCAAUGUCCAGGCUGCUCAGGAAGCUCUUCCUGGUAUUGUUGACAUUAUGGCAGAAGAAUUAAAGUGGGAUGAAAAAAAGAAAAAGGAGGAAAUAGCACUUGCCUCAGAAUUUCUUGCAAAUGAGAUGGGCCAGAUGGUGAACAGAGCUUCAAGAGACAAAUUACCUAUCAAUCUUAGUAAAGAAGAAAUUCAAACAUACAUAAAGAGAUUCCAGAUAAUUGAUAAAGAUCGUAAGGGAUAUGUCUCGAUCAAUGACAUCAGACGAGGACUGAAGAAAUUUGGUGAGGAGGUUUCGGGUGAAGAGCUUCACGAAAUCCUUAGAGAGAUCGACACAAAUAUGAAUGGCCAAGUAGAGUUGGAUGAAUAUUUGCAGAUGAUGUCUGCUAUCAAGUCUGGACAUGUAACAUACUCUCGUUUUGCUCGAAUGGCAGAAAUGGAAGAAGAGCACCACGAACGAGAACGUCUAAAGAAACAGAUUUCAGUGGAGCGCAGUGGAGGAGGACUGUAAUGAUGUGUAAUUUUUUCUAAUUGUUUAUAUGGCUUUAACGCUGCUUAUAGUAGCGACAAAUGUCUGACAAAUGCACUUUUCUCCUCUUCCUAUCAUACAGAGGGAACCUUAUUUAUUAAAAAAAACUAUACGAAGAAAUAACACUCAGUUUUUAAGGUGAAAUUUAUAAGUAAGUUCAGGUUUUGAGCUCUUUAAUUUUGAGAGUUUAAAUGUGUUAAUACUCAAGAGCUUAUUGAGUUAUGCUGUGUGAAGAGACUAUGUAAAUAAGCUACUGUGGCUAAAAGACAAGUUUCGUAAUCAUAAGUAUUUAUAUAAAUGCAAACACUAAAGUGUGUCUGUAACUUAUAUUUUUGUAUAUAUGCAGGAUCUGAUAUUUUGUCACCAUCUAAAUGUACGAUUUUCGUGAAGAAUCAAACUAUUUUGGCAGCAUUUAUUUGCUAUUCUCAUUUUCAGUUGACAUAAAUACAUCAUAAGUUUGCUAUUACUGAGUAUGAAAUUUGCCUAUUAACAGACAUCAACUUAAAAAACAACUGAGUACUUCUUAUAAGAUAAAUAACUUGUUUAUCUACAUUUCUCAUGCUAAAAACAUGGAAGACUCUAGUGCUUAUUGUGAAAGUAUUCACAAUAACUGUUUCAUAGACACAUCUACACAUUGCAGUACCAGAGCAGUACAUGUUUGAAACAGCAUCUCCAUUGCUGUCAGCUUAAUAUUGUAAAUUAUGUACUGUCCUUAGAGGCAUGUAAUAAUCUCUGUUUACAGUUAAUUACAAAUUUCUAUAUUUUUCAAUUGAUUUUUUGAGAGCUAUUAGAAAAUAUGUGCUGAAAGAAAUAUUUUAGCAAGUACUAUAUUCAUGGCAGUAUAUGCUGUUUAUUUAAAUAAGAUGCUUAAAGCAAAUCCUAAUACGCCAGAUUAAACUGUGUAACAGAGUUUUUUUAUAGCUUUUUCAUGUAAAAAAUAAUAUUUUGUAUAGUAUACUGUGUUUACAUAUUGCAUACUGAAUUUAACAGCUGCCAUUUGUUUCAUUCUGUGCAUUAUCAUCUUAUAUGCGAGAACUGCUACACCAUGAUUUUAAAAUCAGGCAUCCUGCAAAAGGAAGCUCUUUUUGUUGUUCCCAGUAUGAAAUGUUUGUUGUGACAUAAUGUAACCCUCAGAGUUAGACGAUUGUUUUUAUUUUGUAUUCCUGUGUGUGUGUGUGUGUGUGUGUGUGUGUGUGUGUGUGUGUGUGUGUGUGUGU